UCUUUAAUUCCCUCAAAUUUCAUCCUAAUAAUCACUCUUCAACACUUUAAUUUCUCCCCAUAACCAAUUUUACCCAAAUAAUGGCGCGAGGCACUUCUUCCCAAUCCACCUCCUCCCCCACAAACCGCCCAGGUACCGCGGCACCCCGUGGUUCCGCCGCCGCUACAGCUGGUAUGCGCCGACGCAGGCUCGGUUCUUCUUCCUCCACUGGCGGUGGUGGUAACGCCGUAGUAGGCUCCGGCAACGCUAGCAAUAUGCUCCGUUUCUAUACCGAUGAUUCUCCAGGUCUGAAGAUCAGCCCGACUGUUGUCCUUGUGAUGAGCCUUUGCUUCAUCGGAUUCGUUACUACUCUCCAUGUCCUCGGUAAAUUCUACCGCUACCGAUCUGGCUCCGGAGCCUGAUUAUUCGGGUUUGGAUCCUUGAUUUCGGAUCAUGGUGAUUUUGGAACUCCCUUCAUACAGGAAAAUUUAUCUUUUUUCUUUUUAAUUUCGGUUUUCGUUUCACGAUCUUUUGGUGGUUCUAUUUCCGUUUUAGAUGGCUGAAUUUGACUCAGUAUUAGGAAGAUGAUAAAAGAAGCUUCCAAUUAAGGGAAUUUUGAACGUUUACAUGUGUUUUUUGUUUGUUCUAAUCAGUAAUGCAUAGUUUUGUUCAGAAAAGGAAUAUUAAUUUGAUGCAUUUUAGCUAUAUUUA
Solanum dulcamara is the source of this 690-nucleotide messenger RNA. Its product is annotated as protein transport protein Sec61 subunit beta. Gene Ontology annotation, cellular component: Sec61 translocon complex. The record is from RefSeq and is a predicted model, not a curated record. Bases 81 to 401 code for a protein of 106 amino acids. NCBI's taxonomy places the organism in Eukaryota, Viridiplantae, Streptophyta, Magnoliopsida, Solanales, Solanaceae. The transcript has a single exon. Gene Ontology annotation, biological process: intracellular protein transport.